Nerophis lumbriciformis (worm pipefish) is the source of this 1423-nucleotide messenger RNA. Its product is annotated as tissue factor-like. Gene Ontology annotation, cellular component: plasma membrane. Gene Ontology annotation, molecular function: protein binding; cytokine receptor activity. NCBI's taxonomy places the organism in Eukaryota, Metazoa, Chordata, Actinopteri, Syngnathiformes, Syngnathidae. The record is from RefSeq and is a predicted model, not a curated record. Gene Ontology annotation, biological process: blood coagulation; cytokine-mediated signaling pathway.
GGAUAAGCCGUGAUUCAGAGUCUGUGGGCUUCUCUUCUUCAUCGGGCUCACGGGAGUUAUGUGGGAGGGGUCAGAUGUGCACCAGAAGGGGAGGAACCCCUUGGCAGGACCUCGGUCCAUCCCGAGACAGAACCCUCACUUUGAGACAAGGGGAGCUGGAACACGAGUGGAAGCUUUUGAACAUGGACUGCUGGAAGAGAGCACUUUACCUGGGAGUCUGCAUGUCGGCCUGGAUCCUUACUCGGUCAGAUGAUUCUGCACCAAAAGCCGAGAAUGUUCGCUGGAUGUCUUUGGACUUUAAAACUAUCCUCAUGUGGACUUCAACACCUUCACACUACACCUUCACUGUCAAGUACUCGUGGGAUGAAGGAGACUGGAUGGAGAGUCCAAACUGCAUCGCUAUAUCAGAGAGAGAAUGUGAUCUGUCUUUGGAUCUGGAACCAAUUGAUAGGACCUUCACUGCUGACGUGCUGACUGAACCUGAGAGUGAUGAGCACCUGCCGGAGGACUUACCUCACACCUACUCACCUCCAUUCAACCCCUACACACAGAGCGAGAUCAGCGCGGCAGAGUUCGACGUGGAGGUGUUGGAAGAAGGCCGAGUGAGCGUCGUCAUCAAAGAUCCUCUCACCAGUUUCCACCCAAAGGGGAAGCAACUCAGCGUGAAAGACGUGCUGAAGAACGACCUUCAGUACAAGAUCAGCUACUACAAGUCUGGGAACACUGGAAAGAGAGACAUCAUAUCCAAGUCCAACCGGGCCGAGGUGUCCGGGUUAGAUGCCGGACAGAGUUACUGCUUCAUGGUGGCGGCCUUCAUCCCCUCCAGAGCCCCCGCCUACCGCCAGGGAGCUUGGAGCAUGCAGCAGUGCACGCCUGGCCAGAACAACGUCCUGCAAGAGUUGAGUGUGGGAGCGUUGGUGGGCGGCCUGUUUGUCAUCCUGCUGGUGCUGGUGGUCAUCAUCACGGUGAGCGUGCUGUGCUGCCGGAGAAGAACCCCCCCCGAGCAAAACUACCAAACAUCCACCGUGGUUUGAUGCACCAUGUUGUGGUUUGAUGCACCAUGUUGUGGUUUGAUGCACCAUGUUGUGGUUUGAUGCACCAUGUUGUGGUUUGAUGCACCAUGCACUGCCCCAUGUUGUACCGUAGCGACAACUCCUCGCCUCAGAGUCACUGCAGUUUUGUCCGUGGUUGGAAAGUAGGAGCUGGUCUUCACUUCUCUGACAAAAAGGGUUUGUACUACAAUAUUUGGACUAAAACUACUAGUAGUAUUUUCAUGACACAAAACACUGAAGUAUUUGUUUAUAAAGUAGUACACUUUGUACUGAAGUACUUGCCCCCACACUGACAGAUAUAUAUGGAGCGUCAUGUGAAAAAACACGGAGGCUAUUUCAUCCCUACAAGCCUGUUUCGCAGGAUUUUAUAU